This is a messenger RNA of Chaetomium fimeti, 2140 nucleotides long. RefSeq lists its product as uncharacterized. The transcript is spliced from 4 exons. The coding region runs from base 360 to 1790 and encodes 476 amino acids. Lineage: Eukaryota; Fungi; Ascomycota; Sordariomycetes; Sordariales; Chaetomiaceae. The record is from RefSeq and is a predicted model, not a curated record. Gene Ontology annotation, molecular function: glutamine synthetase activity.
CCGGGUUGUUGCCUUGAGAUCUGUCGGGGGCUGCCGAUGACGCACGUGUUCUUGAUUGGUCAGUCUCGAGCAGCUGCUGUGCCCCUCUGAGCCCCUCCAGGGGCGUCCAUCGCGGGAUCUUGCUUCAAACCUGCCCUGCCUCUCUUUACGUUUCUGCCUCUGACGACAUCAAAUGCCGCUUUCUUCGCAAGCUGCUCGUCCCGAAGCCCGCGCGGUCCUACUUUCGGUCUCCCUCGACAAUCACACUCGCCCGAUCCCCUCACUGCGCGACUAUCCGCCUGCAUAUUAGCCACGAGCCUUCUGUCCGUCUUUGAUUUUCCGUCGCAUUUAGGUCGCGAUAUAACAGCUCCCUUUCAACAAUGGAGAUCACGGCUAAAGACCUGCCGGCGUUGCUGGUCGAUGACACCUCGGUCAAGCUCGCCGGUAUCGACGUCGACGGCAUGCUUCGUGGCAAGCUUGUCUCCAAGAAGAAGUUCAUGUCUAUAGCUGAGAGCGGUUUCGGCUUUUGCUCCGUCAUCUUUGGCUGGGACAUGCACGACAGAACAUACAUGCAGGAGCUGAAGGUCAGCAACAAGGAGAACGGAUACAGGGACAUCAUCGCUAUACCAGACCUCAGCAGCUUCCGGCGCAUCCCCUGGGAGGACAACGUCCCGUUCUUCCUAGUCAGCUUCUUUGACCCCGAUACCAGGGAGCCGGUUCCAGCAUGCCCACGUGGUUUGCUGAAGACGCAGCUGGACAAAUUUGCAACAAAGGGCUACGGGGCCAUGGCGGGAGCCGAGUACGAGUUCUACCAGUUUAAGACACCACCGUCCAACGGCGCCCAGUCGACCGCCGCGUACCUCGAACGGAACCCUCCCCACUCCCUCCCGUCCCUGACCGAGGGCAUGUUCGGCUACAGCCUGACCCGGCCGGUUCAGAACCAAGACUAUUACUACGAUAUUUUCAACACCUGCCAGACGUUCAAAUGCGAUAUCGAGGGGUGGCACACCGAGAGCGGGCCUGGCGUCUACGAGGCUGCUCUCGAAUUUGGCGAGCUGAGGCAGAUGGCAGACCGCGCCACCCUGUUCAAGUACGUCGUCAAGUCUGUGGCAAUCAAGCACGGCAUCACACCAUGCUUCAUGGCGAAGCCUAAACAAGGGCUCCCGGGGAACAGCGGGCACAUGCACGUCUCGCUGGUCGACGGGGACGGAAACAACCUCUUCUACCGCGGCGAAACUGACCCGAACCCGCCAUACCCCGACGUGGCCGACCUAUCCGAUUUGGGCCGCCAUUUUCUGGCCGGCAUCCUCGACGGAUUGCCCGACGUUAUGCCGAUGGUGGCGCCCACCAUCAACAGCUACAAGCGCUUGGUUGAGAAUUUCUGGGCACCAGUUACCGUCUCGUGGGGCCUGGAGCACCGCGCCGCCUCGAUACGUCUGAUUGCGCCUCCCACCGCGAAGCCGGGGGCCACCCGGUUCGAGGUCCGCGUCCCGGGCGCGGAUGCGAACCCAUACUACGUAAUGGCGGCCAUUCUGGCGCUGGGCUGGCGUGGCGUCGAGAAAAAGCUGGCCUUCCCCUGCCCUCCGCUUGGGAAAGGGGAGGAUGUGGGAGGCAGUUCUGAUACGGGUGCCCGCCUGGCCAAGACGCUGCGCGAGGCAAAUGACAGGUUCACGCGCGAGGGUAGCAUUGCGAGGGAGGUGUUUGGCGACGAGUUUGUGGAACACUUUGGCGGGACGAGGGCCCACGAGAUACGGCUAUGGGAUGAGGCUGUGACGGAUUGGGAAAUGAAGAGGUACAUUGAAACUGUUUGAGCUUAGGCGUUGAUGAUUGGGUGUGUUUGAGGCGGUUAGCAUUUCGAUUCACGUCGGCUUUUGUGAUACCCCUUACGAGACAAUGACGAGGACUCUUCUACGACAAGUUCUUUCCCUUUUCGUCUCAAUAUGGGGUAAAAUUCCCGGCCUCCCUCGUCGCUCCUGGCACUCCGCAGUAGAGGAGCAAGCGCCCCCGGUCUCGCAUCAGCAAGCAGAUGCUGUCAACUCUAACUCACCUUGCUACAAUCUCGAGUGUGAUACACGUGGCCGGGGAAUACUCGCUGGAUCUUGCCGCCGAGGAGAGUUGACGAAAAGGGGAACCCGGCGUCUCAUCGAUCGGGGACGUCGCC